AUGAUUACCUUUGCUGAUCCUGUCAUCAGAGCCACAAUGCCUUUGCAAAUGCUUCUUCGAUCUUUCUUCAUUGCCACCAUUUCUUCCAAGAAGUACCUUUUGAUACCCUCAUUGAACUUAUUAUCCUUCUUUGCAAAGCCGGGCCGGAGCUACCUUUUCAACGUGGAUAGGAAUCCCGUCCUCCACGGAGUCCUUAAAAAGACAUUCUACAACCAAUUUUGCGCCGGCGAGUCGAAGCAGGAGACAAAGGCAUGCUGCAAGUCUUUGACCGACCUUGGUUUCAAAGGAGUCAUCCUUACGUAUGCUAAGGAGAUGGUGUUCGACCACUCAACUGCAAAGCCGAGCUUGCACGCCGAUGAAGCGGCAAAAUCAGAGACCUCAUCAGCACGCGACUCUGUGAUUGAGGAGUGGCGCGUCGGGACUCUCGCUACGGUUGAUAUGAUUGAUAAAGGAGAUAUCCUCGCACUCAAGACUACCGGCGGCGGGCCCGCCGUAGGAGAGGCAUUCCAUAGGGGCGAGCUCCCUCCGCAGCAGAUGAUGGAUGCUCUUGACGAGAUCGCGACCAAGUGCAAGCAGCGCGGCAUCCAGAUCAUCAUCGACGCCGAGUCUCAGUACUUCCAGAAGGGCAUUGCACGAACGUCUCUCGAGCUCAUGCGCAAGUUUAACCGCGAGCCCAAAGUCGUUAUCUACAACACAUACCAAGCAUACCUGAAGAAUCAGCCCAAGUACCUGCAGCACCACCUCGCGGAGGCAGAGAAGGACGGCUUCACGCUGGGCUUGAAGCUAGUCCGGGGCGCCUACAUGCUAUCUGACGACCGGUCUCUAAUCCACGACACUAAGGAACAGACCGACGCUGCGUACAAUGGCAUCGUCGAGGGCGCACUCCAUCAGAAACUCUGGGACUUUGGUACCUCCCGGCCGUUCCCGGCUCUCAACCUCUUUUUGGCCAGUCACAACAAGGAGAGUCUCAUCACAGCACAACGGUUGCACGCACAGCGAGAGAAGGACGGUUUGCCCACCGUACCAAUUGGCUUCGCACAGCUGCACGGCAUGUCCGACGAGGUUGGAUUCUCGCUGUUGAAGGAACGGGGUGCGGAUGGAAAGGCACCUGACGUUUUCAAGUGCUCUACUUGGGGAAGUAUGGGAGAGUGCGUAGCAUAUCUUCUGCGAAGAGCUGUUGAGAACAGAGAUGCGGUGUUGAGGACGCAGGAUGAGUUUAAUGCACUGAAGAAGGAGGUCUGGAGAAGGAUGGGUUUUGGAAGAGCGUAG
Messenger RNA from Didymosphaeria variabile, 1269 nucleotides. RefSeq lists its product as uncharacterized. The transcript has 2 exons. Bases 1 to 1269 code for a protein of 422 amino acids. Lineage: Eukaryota; Fungi; Ascomycota; Dothideomycetes; Pleosporales; Didymosphaeriaceae. The record is from RefSeq and is a predicted model, not a curated record. Gene Ontology annotation, cellular component: mitochondrion. Gene Ontology annotation, molecular function: proline dehydrogenase activity; FAD binding.